Messenger RNA from Lizanozyma spartinae, 2745 nucleotides. RefSeq lists its product as uncharacterized. The transcript has a single exon. The coding region runs from base 1 to 2745 and encodes 914 amino acids. Lineage: Eukaryota; Fungi; Ascomycota; Pichiomycetes; Serinales; Debaryomycetaceae. The record is from RefSeq and is a predicted model, not a curated record.
AUGGAUACCACCACUACGGAUUCUGAAGGCGAGACUAUCCCAACUGAUGAUAUAGGAUUGGCUUCAGAAUUUGUAGACAACGAUAUUGACAUUGAUUUCGCCUCAGCAAGUCAGGAUAGUAAUAAUAAUUUGAUGUUGCCAUCCUUUAGAGUACUGGAUGUUGCCUUGAGAGUUAAUCGUGAUCGACACCGCUCCUUUCUUAGUUCUGUCCACAGGAUGAGUACAAAUGAUGGUGCAGACGAGGCCGAUAAUGAUGACGUUGAUGAUGAUGACGUUGAUGGUGAUGAUGAUGACGAGGAUACUGCUGCUGCUGCCGAUGAUGAAGAUGGUAUUGAUGAAGAUGAAGACGAAGAUUACGAUGCAAAUGAUGACUCAAUGGUUGAUGAGUAUUUCUCUCAAUUACUAGGUGGAUCAGAAACACUACGUUCCGAUAAUCCUUUAAAUGAACAUCUACUAUUAUCAAGCUCCAGUCAAAACUUCACAAGAAGAAAUGCCAUAAUAUCUUCUGAUCGUCGGGAAAGGCAAAGAAACGCCAAUUAUACCCCACAACAAGGUGCUAUCUCGUUAAGUCGUCAGUAUACAAUCAGAUGCAAAAGAGGGGAAAGGGAUACGAAGGUUUUGAAGGAUGAUAAACUUGAGAAGGAAAUCUCCCAAAUUGCUGAUAAAAUAGAUGAAAUCUUUGAUUCGUUGAAGAAUCUUGCGUAUAAGCCCAGGCUAUCUCCGUUGUUUCCAAUUCCUACUAGUCCACAAAGUAUGCCUUCAUAUUUGACUACUUCUAAAGUAAUGAAAAAACAAGGGUGUUUGAGCACUUCAAUGGACAACAUAUUGCAAAUGAGAAGAAAUGGAUCGUGGUGGAACUUCCAAAAGUAUAAUUCUUCCAGAAGGGUCAAGAGCCGGAAACGGAAGUCAACUUCAUUUUUAUCUCGAGUGACGAAUUCUCGUAGUUCAUUUCUGGAUGUUCGUCUUGCGUACCAUGACCAAUCUGUGCAUAUCCAACUCCCACCUCUGAAACGAAAGAGAACAAAUGAAGAGAGCAAAUCCAGAACCACAACAACUGGCUCAACGGACGAAGAACAUAAGAAGUCAAAACUGAAAGAUUCUAAACAACAAAUUUACGAUCUGAACUGGCAAACUAAUUUGCAUCCGAGCUUCCAAAAUGGACCAGGACCUGGACCUAUUGGCGGUAAAGAAGAGGAAGAUAACGAUGUAACACUUCCUAUUUUAGAAAAGGAAAUAGAUGUUUCUUCAUUUUUUGGAGAACAAUGUGCUGACAAUAUGUUAUCUUCUGAAGAUAAGGAGAUGAUAAUGAACAUUAUUCCCAAUUCACAUUUAAAAGAUGGAACAUCGUUUUGCAUUGGUAUUCCUGGGUCUGGAACGGAUUUCUGUGAUUUAAACGUACAAAUUGUGGAUUAUGAUCAAAAAACAUUAGAGGGAACGUUUGAAAUUCAGUUGGAUUCAAUUAAAAAGUUAAUUCAAAUUAGACGAUUCUUCUUUGGUAAUCAAGUGUUGGAUUCAAUAUCAACCGAGUUGAGUAUUUUUGACAGAAUGACCGGUGCAGCAGAGCAAUCUCUGUUCAUUGACAAGACCAUUAAUUAUCUGAUUGCAGUGCCAUUUCAUGGGAAUCUAGUUGAUUUCAAAAAGAAUGAUUUGAGGUUCUAUGAGGGGAAUGAUUUCCGUUCCCUUGAUAGCUCCGAUAGCUAUGUUAGCCGUGCUCAAUGUUAUUUGCUCAGAGCGCAGUUAAUGGAGUGGACAAAGCUCAAUCCAUUUAAACAAUUUAAAGAGCUGUAUUUUUUGCUGGUCUUAUGGCGCUUGAAAUGUGGACUAUGUGAUAAUCCAAGAAUUAAUUUGUCAUCGUGUGGUUUGAAAAGGCAAGCUUUAGAGUUUGCUGAGAAGGUCAUUAAAUAUAUUGAACCCUUGACAAACACUUUUGGGUUUGCAAAGCAUCAAAGUCCCAAGAGGAAGAUUUCAUUUUAUGAUGAGAGCAAAGAGAUGAUGGAAACAAUAGCAGCUUCACAGAGACUACAGGAAAGAGAACGAGCCAAUGAUAUAGGUGGUGGUGAUGAUAUUAACUUGCUAGACUCAGUUCUUAAUGACGGAACAACAGAAGUAUUUAUGAGAGGAAGAAACAAUAGACAUGCAUUUAUCUUACGGGACCCACCUCCACAAGUGACGUUUUCCAACUACUUGUCAAACAGUGAUAUGAGCUUUUUUAUGGAAACCUGGAACAAAAUGAUGGCUGAUGUACUUGGCGAUACAUUAACUAUGCCCAAUAACUGUCUUACUAAUAUCCAAUGGAAUUAUAUAUUGUUUGAUCUUACUGUUGAUGCAGGAGACAUUCUUGAUCACUUGAUUCAAAUAGUGAUUGCAUCUUUCCCUGAAUCAGUUAUUGAAAAGUAUAGAAAUGAAGAGUCCACGGAGAACAGCCUUCCCAAAAAGGCAACCUCAUGUCCGAUUAUGCUUGUGGGGUCAAUUGACAGGAAAUCAGGUAAACUUGAAUUGACAAACACUAUCAAAUCAAUGAAGUCUCGAUUCACAAAGGCUAAAGUGCCUAACUUCCCACUCCCUCCUACGGUUAUAAAUCCUCCCAUAAAGCCUAUUUCACGGCUUGUGUUCUCGUCGUCCAACGGAACGAAUGACGUGAAGGACGACCCUUCAAACACAAUCAAUACGGAGACAGUGUUGACUGGAUUUAGAAAGCACAACGGAACGAGAGGUGGGGGAAUGUCUGUGACCGGAAUACUAUGA